UUCAGCUUUGCUUCACUUUCUUUUCCUGCAGAGUUGUCCGUCCUCUGAUCUCGUAUCUGUGAUACAGACAUAAAGUUGCUUCCAUUUUUUGCGCUUCUGCUCCGGGAACGCCGCCGUAGGAGAUGUCGUACGAUUACUUGUUCAAAUACAUAAUUAUCGGAGACACUGGGGUGGGGAAAUCGUGCCUGCUACUGCAGUUCACGGACAAGAGGUUCCAACCGGUACACGAUCUUACUAUCGGAGUUGAGUUUGGGGCUCGCAUGAUCACAGCGGCAGACGGUCGCCGCAUCAAGCUUCAAGUUUGGGAUACGGCUGGGCAAGAAUCAUUCAGAUCUAUCACCAGAUCAUACUACAGAGGAGCUGCAGGUGCUCUACUGGUUUAUGACAUAACCAGUUAAAAACUCAUCUAUAUAGGAGAGAAACGUUCAAUCAUCUUGCAAGCUGGCUGGAAGAUGCUCAGGAGCAUUCAAAUCCAAACAUGACAAUCAUGCUUGUAGGAAACAAGAGUGAUUUAAGUCAACGUAGAGCCAUCAGUAAAGAAGAGGGUGAGCAGUUUGCAAAAGAACAUGGGCUUUUGUUUUUGGAGGUAUCGUCUAAGACUGGCCAAAAUGUUGAGGAGGCCUUUAAAAACACUGCUUCAAAAAUACUUGAUAAAAUCCAGGAAGGUUUUUUUGAUGUGUCCAAUGAGUCAUAUGGAAUCAAGGUUGGAUAUGGGCAACCACCUCAAGGUCAUAGUGGUUCAAGGGGUGGAGCAAUUUCUCAGACAGGUGGAUGUUGCAACUGAUGUGCCUCACGAGUCUUGAUUUUUGUGUAAUUGGGGUUUUCCUUGUUUGUAUAUCAAGAGCUCUAUAACUAUCGACAAUAAUACAUACAGCUCAAAGAUUGGUCUUGCACAUUCGUGUUUGGGUAGUGCUUUUAGAAGUGUAGCCGUGAGGCUUUGCUAAUGAAUAAAACCUGCAAAUUAUUUGUUAUUGCAGAGGCUUUUUUACACCACAACAAAUAUUACGUCUGUAACGGUUUCUGUACCUAAUCUUUGUCGAAUGUAAACUACAUUUACACAGCCCUAUUAGUCAUGGAACUUUGAAAGUUUGUUUGAUCUAGACAUCUAGUACGUGCAAUAUUCUAAAAGGUACGAAUUGUG
Molecule: messenger RNA, 1141 nt
Organism: Cuscuta europaea
Lineage: Eukaryota; Viridiplantae; Streptophyta; Magnoliopsida; Solanales; Convolvulaceae
Source: the annotation of a GenBank genome assembly